AUUUACCACGUGAGGUCAUACUCAGGCGUUUUGUCUUGCUCAUUACCCACCAUCAUCUCCCAGCGCUUAGAACUUCUCGAUUUGGCACGGGCUAGUCAGCAAUAAUUAAGGGGAGCACGAGACCCCAAUUGUCUGCCCCUAAGCGCAUAAUCGAGGCUGCCUGUACUGCCGAAGAGACGGAAGGAGGAACGGAAUCCACACUAUGGUUUUGCAGCUCUCUGAACUGCCAAACGAGCUUCUGGUGGCGAUUUUCAGAGCCUGCGUUUCCGCGGACUCAGAAUGGGCGUCUAAAGGCACGACCUCUGAGACCCUUCCCAUCAUCAUUCAAGUCUGCCGUUUAUGGCGUUCCCUCGCUCUCGACACCUCGGAACUAUGGUCUGACAUCUCCGUGGACCUCUGCGAUGCGCAAUCGUACGCGCGGGCGAGCACAUACGUCUCACGCUCGCGGGACCAUGCGUUGGCUAUCCAUGUCAACUGCGUCCCGGAGAGCGACGAAAUACCGCAUCUCGACUUCAUCGCUGGGCUUGUUCCGCGCAUCACAUGGCUCAUCAUCCGGGGACGGGCGAUGUCGACGGUCGAGCAGAUCCUCGCGACGGUAGAGGGCGCCCCUCUGCUGCGGCGCUUGGAGUACUCGGUCUACCAGAACGACCACCCUCGCCAACACGAGUUCUGGGGGCUUUCGGAGCAUCCUGUGGUCCGGCUUCCAAUGCUCCGGCAUCUGAAGGCAAUUCGCGGGUGCGAACAAUGCGCCCCGCGCCUGGCUGGCCUCGUAUCCCUCAAUAUCACUCACCUUCCUCCGCUCGCGUUGGCGAAUAUCAUCCGCGAUUGCCCAUCUCUGGAGAGUCUUGCGCUUCCUCUCUAUGAUCCAUUUGUCGCAGGCAGCGAUGCAGAAGCGCCUUCACUCGUAGAGGCGCCGUCAAUCAAGCGUUUCGCGGUGGAUGCGAUAGAUAGCCUUGCGCGUGGGCCAUGCGUCCCCAUUUCCCUGCCCAACCUCGAAUACCUUGAGCUAUCUGAUGAUCGCGGGUACUCCAGUGAGGGCUACUCCCAAUUAUUCCCGCCUCCGAAGGGCGCGCCGAAAUCGACAAACCCAUUCCCGAAACUGCACACUCUGCAUUUGCAUAAUGGGUACGAUUUCGAGCGAUCCUUGUGCAUGCCCUUCCUCCGGUCGCUCUCCACCGUUCGCCACCUGCUGCUCACAAAUCCGGACACGCUUCCGGUAUCCGAGAAAUCUUGGUCUGGCCUACAGAGCAUGCACGUCAACACCGUGCUUUACACCGGAGAGCCGCGGACGGGACUUUUCCUGACAUCGGAGGACCUGAAGGCUUUUGCGGGGGCACGGCCUGCGGUGGAGAUUAUCGUCCCCGACCACGAAACUGUGUCGGUAGAUCUUCCUUUCCGUCGCGUACCACACGGCGAGUAUGGCCUCAUAUCGUCCGACGAUGUCGCAGAGGAAGAUGAUGGGUUCUUCUCGGACGAGAUGGAGGGCAUGUUCGAGAUCGACCAUGACUUUGAGUCGGACUGGGAUGAUUAUGAAGAUGAGGAAGAAGACGAUGAUGAUGUUUACGACGACCUGUGAAGUCGUCAGCAUAUUCUUGUGAUGUACUAGUAGCCUAUACACUUGCAUGCAACGUUGUGUUUGGUUCUG
Schizophyllum commune H4-8 is the source of this 1645-nucleotide messenger RNA. RefSeq lists its product as uncharacterized. The coding region runs from base 203 to 1576 and encodes 457 amino acids. Lineage: Eukaryota; Fungi; Basidiomycota; Agaricomycetes; Agaricales; Schizophyllaceae. Gene Ontology annotation, molecular function: protein binding. The record is from RefSeq and is a predicted model, not a curated record. The transcript has 2 exons.